GCACCACCCCAGCAGCGGCAACAGCAGCAGGACCAGCCGGAGCAGCAGGUGCUGCUGCUUCAGCAGCACAGACUCACACGCGUAAGCAGCGCCGAUGGUGGCGACGGCAGCAGCAGCAGCAGGGGUGCUGCGGUAAUCCGUGACUACCUGGAAGAGGCCUUUGACCUCAUGCAGCAGCUGCAAGCAGAGCUGGAGGCAAGGCUG
Messenger RNA from Monoraphidium neglectum, 204 nucleotides. RefSeq lists its product as hypothetical. Lineage: Eukaryota; Viridiplantae; Chlorophyta; Chlorophyceae; Sphaeropleales; Selenastraceae. The transcript has a single exon. The annotation marks the transcript as partial. The record is from RefSeq and is a predicted model, not a curated record.